This is a messenger RNA of Myzus persicae (green peach aphid), 2658 nucleotides long. RefSeq names its product ankyrin repeat domain-containing protein SOWAHB (gene sowah). Lineage: Eukaryota; Metazoa; Arthropoda; Insecta; Hemiptera; Aphididae. The record is from RefSeq and is a predicted model, not a curated record. Gene Ontology annotation, molecular function: protein binding. Bases 189 to 1688 code for a protein of 499 amino acids. The transcript has 16 exons.
AGUAUUUACUAUUUAAUUUAAGUGUUUUGAAUUUAAAUAAUUUUUAAGUACUUACCUGCGUUGAAAUUUGUGUUAAACGUUUAUAAGACAUUUGUUUUGGCAAUUUGCUUUUUAAUUUUCAUAUAUUUGUUCAUACAUUUAAAUUCACUUUUAGUCUGUUACAUUCUUGAUUAAAUUAUAUUGGGAUUAUGGCUGUUCCGAAUGAGUUAAGUUUGGAAUCCGUCCGUGAUUUCAUGAUUAUGAACGAUGGUAGAGUUACUAAUCAUGACCUAGUGACUCACUUUAAAUAUUUUCUAACAAAUCCACAAAAUAGAGCUGAAGCAAGACAUCAGUUUAAAGAAAUUGUUAAUACUGUGGCCACUGUUAUUUGUGGAGAAGAUGGAGAAAAGUAUUUAAUGCUUAAACGUCGCUUUCGAGUAGCUGGUUGUAUUGGUUUAUCAUUAGAGCCCUCCAUGAGCACAGCUUCUUCUCUAACUUCACUAACCUCUUAUCCUGGUUUAUCCUCUGUACAUCACUCAUUAUCACAAGAUUCACUUAUUGACCCUCCUAGAUUCCAACAAAGAUCACCAAUGGUAUCACCAUCGGCUAGACAACCCCCACCUUAUCGUCCACCACCUUCUCCUAUUGCAUCGCCUAAAGAAUGCUCACCAACUAAAGAAGCUGCACCGCCUGUUCCUCCUAGGCGCAGAAGUUCUGAAAAAAUUAAAUUGAUUGAAUUAAGUGACAAUGUUAUAGUAAAUUCUAAGGAUAAUUAUAAAGAAAACGAUCAACCUCAGCAGCCUCAGAUAAGUGUAAAAGACAGAACACAAAAAUUUAACCGGAUAGCAUCUGAAAAUGCCUUACACUUAGCUAGUCAACUACCAUCGCCAAAUAAGAAGAAAAUAGAUAAGAACGAUAAAGACGACGAAGACACUAUUUCUAUGACAUCGUUAGAUCCCAAGACUAAAGAAUGGGUCGUCAAAUCAGCAAAAUGUGACUAUCAAGCUUUGGCGAAACUGGCAUCUGAAAAUCCUCGAAUUGCAAAGUUCAAGGACCCUAUCACUAGCUAUACGGCGUUACACUGGGCGGCAAAACACGGCAACAUGGACCUGGUGAAAAUGUUGGCCGGCACGUACAACGCCAACGUCAACGCUAAAACGAAUGGAGGUUACACGCCGUGUCACUUAGCCCUGCAGUUUGGACACGAAGAGAUCUACAAAAUACUGGUCGAGUCGUACGGAGCCGACCCGAACGUGCGGGACUACAGCGGACGGAAGCCCAGGCAGUACCAGACGAACCAGGACACGAGCCUGUCGGCGGACACGUAUCGCAAACUAAACGCCCGAAAACACAAACACAUGGAAAAGGACCUAAGGUUUCUGAGGAUCGGGUCCCUGAACGUGCGCGUUAAACGGACCACGGAGGCGUUCAGCAACUUCCUGGGCGUCGGACACAACGCAGAAAAGAUUCACAAGACUUGGGGCUCCGCCGACAACAUACAACAGCAGAACGAUGCCAAGAGAAUGCCCCCUCCGAAAAGCGUUACGAUUAAGAAGAGGAAGUCCAAACGGCCACAAGACUUUUUGAGGAGGGCCUCGGCCCCGGCCGACCGGUCGCCGGACAAGAGAAAAUCUGCGGAAAUCGUCGUCACCGGCGACUCGGACUCGGACACGGCCUGCGGAUUCGGCACGAAUUGGCAACCGUCGUGACUACCAUGUCGUGUAGAUCAUUGUGUCCAUGUCGGUCGUUGGUGGUAUGGCUUUGCUUCUGAUUUUCGAGACGUUCUUCUGCGGUCGAUAGCCGUUCCCGGGCCCAAUAACAAUAUUGAUAGUCUCAUAUUAUACUCUCUCAUUGUCUCAUCCAGUCAUCCACAUGGAUCAUGAUAUCAUCACGAUCAACGUUCAACAUACCCCAAGUAUUAUUAGCAAUAUGUAACGAUCACUCUGACAGUCUGUGUACUAGAUAAUAUAGUUAUUAGCUUUUACUUUAUUUAUUAUAAUAGUAUAAUAAUAGUCUGUUGUGAUUGUAUGUCGUCGGUCAGAAGUCGUUAUUUUUUUAAAUUUAGGUAAUUAUUUUUUUUUUUUGUGCCCAAACGCUUAACAUUUUAUUUUUUGUUUUACUGUAUUAUAACGUAAUGUGUACUAACUGUAAAUAACUUAAUCGGCUGAAUCGAAUAUAUAGUUAUGUAUUCACUAUUCAGUUCAGUAGACAUUAUUACCAAACUUUUUUUAAGGUACCUAGGUACUUACUUUAACGAUAUUAUGUUAGUAACCAUAUUAUUAAAAGGACCAAAAGGCGUUUAGUUUUACACACUGUUUAAAUUAUUGAUACCUAUCUCAAUAUUCGAUUGUACUUAUAUAAUAUUAGGUAUAUAUUAUUAUUUAUUAUAUUUUGUUUUUAACUAUAAAUGUUAGUAUUGAACAGUUAUUGUUACUACGGACUUUGAUAGAUUAUAGUCCGUGCUGUUACUAAAUUGUACUAACAAUCAGCUCUUUUAUGAUUAAUUGUAGUAAUAAUGGUUAUAUAGUUAAAAUGCUCUCUGUUAUUAAUAUUAUCCAUUUUAUGAUUUGAUGAUGUUGUAUUUUGUUGUUAAGUUCUUUAAAUUUGUACAAGUAUUAAUUUACCAUAUGACUUAACAUUUUCAUUAAUUAAUAAAAUACAGCAAAAUAUCUUCAAUAA